GUCUCACCGCAAGGCGAGCCCGUGGCGCCCGUUGCCGACGACGAGUGCGGCACUGGCCCUCGGCAACCUCCCGAGGACGUGGGCCCCUUGGUCGAGGACGGGUUGGCCGCUUGUCUGGAGGCGCGGCCGCUGGACGCAGAGGACCCGCCGGGCGCCUCCGCCGACGGCAUCUUCGACAUUGAGCGCGAGUGCGCCGCGCUGGA
This is a messenger RNA of Prorocentrum cordatum, 203 nucleotides long. The record is from the annotation of a GenBank genome assembly. Lineage: Eukaryota; Dinophyceae; Prorocentrales; Prorocentraceae.